AUGGAUUCUCAAGGAGAAAAAGAUUGGGAGCUCUUUGCUAUUGUGGCAUGGUGUCUAUGGAAUAAUAGGAAUAAGAUGCGGCAUGGAGGGGCUGGGAAAAUAUGUAAAUCCAUCGCAGAAGAGGUCUGGACUGCUUUGCCUUCCAAUGGCAGACCCUCGAGGCUCAAAAUCAUACACAAACAAUGGUCCCCUCCACCACAAGGCUGGUAUAAAGUGAAUGUAGAUGCUGCUGUUUUUAAGGAACAAGGAACGUGUGGUAUUGGUGUGGUCAUCAGAAACCAUCAGGGGCAGAUCAUGGGGGCUAUGUGUAAAAAACUAGAGUUCCCACUAGGGGCCUUAGAAGCAAAAGCCAAAGCAAUGGAAGCUGGCAUCCUUCUCGCGUGGGACUUGGGGCUGAAGGAUAUCGUCGUAGAAGGUGAUGCUCAACUGAUAAUUCAAGCCUUGAAUGGCUCUGCUACGCCUGCCAUACCAAGUCUGAAGAUAAUUGGAGGUUCAAGGAAAUAUUUGUAG
Messenger RNA from Quercus lobata, 510 nucleotides. RefSeq lists its product as uncharacterized. The transcript has a single exon. Gene Ontology annotation, molecular function: nucleic acid binding; RNA-DNA hybrid ribonuclease activity. The record is from RefSeq and is a predicted model, not a curated record. The coding region runs from base 1 to 510 and encodes 169 amino acids. Lineage: Eukaryota; Viridiplantae; Streptophyta; Magnoliopsida; Fagales; Fagaceae.